This is a messenger RNA of Anopheles nili, 422 nucleotides long. It is a transcript of the gene Phf5a, whose product is annotated as PHD finger-like domain-containing protein 5A. Lineage: Eukaryota; Metazoa; Arthropoda; Insecta; Diptera; Culicidae. The transcript is spliced from 3 exons. The record is from RefSeq and is a predicted model, not a curated record. Gene Ontology annotation, cellular component: U12-type spliceosomal complex; catalytic step 2 spliceosome; precatalytic spliceosome. The coding region runs from base 93 to 422 and encodes 109 amino acids. Gene Ontology annotation, biological process: mRNA splicing, via spliceosome.
UCAAUAAUAUACAAAACAUUUCUGCAACAACAAACAAAACUAUACACAAACCUCUAUUUUGAAGACAUCUUCCGUUAAUCUUAUCGUUCACAAUGGCUAAGCAUCAUCCGGAUCUUAUUUUCUGCCGAAAACAACCAGGAGUUGCAAUUGGACGCCUGUGCGAAAAGUGUGAUGGAAAAUGUGUGAUCUGCGAUUCUUACGUACGACCGUGCACGUUGGUGCGAAUCUGCGAUGAAUGCAACUACGGGUCCUACCAAGGGCGAUGUGUGAUAUGCGGUGGACCCGGUGUAUCUGAUGCAUACUAUUGCAAGGAGUGUACAAUUCAAGAAAAGGAUCGUGAUGGGUGCCCCAAGAUUGUAAACUUAGGAAGCUCAAAAACAGAUCUAUUCUACGAACGCAAAAAGUAUGGUUUCAAAAGAUAA